Coniophora puteana RWD-64-598 SS2 is the source of this 957-nucleotide messenger RNA. RefSeq lists its product as uncharacterized. Bases 1 to 957 code for a protein of 318 amino acids. Gene Ontology annotation, cellular component: nucleus; fungal-type vacuole membrane; Gtr1-Gtr2 GTPase complex. Gene Ontology annotation, biological process: regulation of autophagy; cellular response to starvation; positive regulation of TOR signaling. Gene Ontology annotation, molecular function: GTPase activity; GTP binding. The record is from RefSeq and is a predicted model, not a curated record. The transcript is spliced from 4 exons. NCBI's taxonomy places the organism in Eukaryota, Fungi, Basidiomycota, Agaricomycetes, Boletales, Coniophoraceae.
AUGGGUGCCUCUGGCAGCGGAAAGACGUCGAUGCGCUCCAUGAUCUUCUCGAACAACCCCGCGUCGCUGACGGAGCGCCUGGGCGCGACGAUCGACGUCGAGCAGAACCACGUGCGGUUCCUGGGGGACCUGAUCCUGAACCUGUGGGACUGCGGCGGGCAGGAGGCGUUCAUGGAGUCGUACCUGCACCAGCAGCGGAGCACGGUGUUCUCCGCGGUGGGCGUGCUCAUUUAUGUGUUUGAUAUCGAGACGCGCGAGCUGGGGCGGGAUCUGGAGUAUUUCCGGGAGUGUUUGGAGGGGCUGAGGCAGUAUAGUCCGGCGGCGAGUGUGUUUUUGCUGGUGCAUAAGAUGGAUCUGGUGAGGGAGGGGGAGAGGGCGGCGGUGUUGGCGCGGAAGAGGGAGGAGCUGGAGAGGGCGAGCGGGGGGAAGGGGGUGACGGUGUUUGGGACGAGUAUCUAUGACGAGACGCUGUAUAAGGCUUGGUCUGGGAUCGUGCACACGCUCAUCCCGAACGCGUCGACGCUCUCGCGGCACCUGCGCAUCUUCGCGGACGCGUGCAGCGCGAACGAGGUCGUCCUCUUCGAGCGCACGACGUUCCUCGUCAUCGCCACCUCGUCCUCGUCCGCCCCGGCCCCGGUCGACGGCGGCGACAUUUCUGCGGCAGAGGCGGCGGCUGCGGCGGCCCCAGACGAGACGGCGCUGAACCCGAAGCGGUACGAGCGCACGUCGGAGCUCAUCAAGGCGUUCAAGCAGUCGUGCUCCCGUCUGCGGGAGGAGUUCCACUCGCUCGAGAUGGAGCUCGCGGAGUUUACGGCGGUGCUGGAUGAGAUGACGAAGAACACGUAUGUGCUUGUGAUUGUGCAUAAUCCGGUCGUCGAGACCGCUGCGAUCAAGAUGAACAUCCGUAUUGCCCGUAGGAAGUUUGAGGAGCUGCAAGGGGACAAUACGCCGUCGUGA